Molecule: messenger RNA, 1928 nt
Organism: Nannochloropsis gaditana CCMP526
Product: serine threonine protein kinase
Exons: 1
Biological process (GO): protein phosphorylation
Molecular function (GO): protein kinase activity; ATP binding
Source: RefSeq, a predicted model, not a curated record
CAGGGGCAGCCAAGACAUAGUCGUUUGCCACUUUGGGGAAAAAAACUCCCGAAAAUGUGGGCCAUUCAGUGUCGUGGGAAUGCCGUGCCCUUGCACACCUACAGACGAGCUUGGGGAGGUGCAGAGUGCAAGAUUGGAGGUCACUCCCAUGACCAUUUGAGAAUGCUACCCUUAGAGCCACACGUUUUGGGCCAAAAUGAACUUCUAACCUUGGGAGCUGACAAUUUGCGCCGUUUUGCGGUGACAAAAGGACCUUCCACAAAGCUUUUGGAGGGCUUCCGUGCAAGUUCCAAUGCGACGCGGACUUAUCUCCGACAAUCAACAUCAAUGUCGUCUUCGGGGGUUUUGCCUCAUUCGGCUCUAAGUAAAGCAGCAGACAACAUGAUGAGUGGCCUUCAUGAACGCCCCGCACCUCGUGGGCAAGAUCAACGGAAUGGUAUUCGUGGAGAGUUUCUUGGAUCAUCCAGUACACAUCAUGUGUCUGAAGUUUCACAUGAUAUGUUCGCGCCAGUGCCAUUCCAGCAUGACUGCAAAGCUACACUUUUCCCGACUGAUGAUGAUGCUUGCGACCCCCUGUUUAACAAAAAGAUUAAAAAGUCGAUUGCGCAAGCAGGCGCUGCAGCAGUUGUGACGAGCACUGUCUAUCAGGCAGUUAAGCAUCACAAGCACAAGAAUGACAGGCAAUCGGCAGGCGAUGGCAACAUAUCUCAAACGAUCGAGGAGAAACGCAAGCGAGCAGGGGAAAGUGGGCCGUUGACAGAGCCCACGGCAGAGUUUAUGGCAACGGAUCCGUGGAGAGGUGACGAACCAAUUCAAGAGCCAACGCUGGACACUGCCGAGGCGUGGAGCACAUUGCUACGCACUGCUCCCGCCUGGUCGCAGCUACGAUUGUACUCUUUUAUCCGGUCACUAGGUAAAGGUUCUCAUGCUGAAGCUCUUCUGGUCGAAAAAGGUUCGUACGAAAGAGACAAGAGAAAAAAAUUGUGUGUUCUUAAAGUGAGUAGUUUUUUGCCUGAGGCGAUAAAUGAAAGCCGACUGCUGAGUGUCCUAUCGGCAAAGAGUAAUAUUGCCCAUCCGUAUGUUGUACGCUUGGAGGAUGUCCAUGUGGAACAGUUUGGAACGAGCCACUUGGCUUUCUUACAGUUAGAGUAUUGCGAAGGUGGAGACUUGGACACUUAUGUGCGGGGGCGAGGAACUUAUUGCCGGCACGCAUUUGAUGACGUGCACAUACAUUACAUCGCGAGCGAGUUGUUGGCCGGCCUAGCAUCAUUGCAUGCCCAAGAAAUCGUCCAUCGGGAUGUCAAGCCAGCGAACAUACUCCUUGGGACGGAUGGUGAUGUGAAGCUUUGUGAUUUUGGUGUUGCCAGCCAAUAUAGAGACAUUUGGCCCGAUGGGUCAUAUGUUCCUGCGGGAUCACUAGCUUACAUGAGCCCAGAGAUUCGUCAAAUGCUGUCAUGUGCAUCGGAAAGGGAUCAAUCAACAUAUAAUAUUGCCACAACUAGAGAGCUACCGGUCCUGACUUUAACAGGAAAGGUAGACGUCUGGGCAUUAUCUUGCGUUGUGUAUGCCUUGUGUCUGUCUAUCUCUGAACCCAAUUUGGUCGAUGUACCUCCCUUGCAAGCGGUCGCUGAGGUUUGCGAUCACAGAGGAUGGCCUCCGUUUAAUGCUUCCCAUAAAAUUUCAAGUAAAGAUCCUGGAAAGGUAGCCAAUGAGAUAUGUUGGCUUUUGGUGUUGGGUCUGCAGCCAAAUCCAGAAUUACGCCCUUCUGCAGAAGAUUUGAAAAAGUUCGUGUCUUGUUCUGAGAAACAAACCAAUAUUGAAUGGUUGGCUCGUCUGUAAAGGAGAUUAGUAAAUGCACCGUGUUCAUAAAUACUGUACAUGAUGCUUUCAAAUUUGAGAAAGAAGUCGUAAUACAAUGUGAUGGAGGA